CAUAGCAGAUGAAAUAGAAGAUACCAUUAUUAUUAAUAACCAAAGGCCAAAAGCUUAUCGGCGGCAUUCUAAAAAUGGUUCUAUAACUACAACUGUUGUUGUAGAGAAUUUAAAAAUAUCUGAUAAAUACAAAAAAGGAGGCAUAACAUCAAAAAAAAAGUACCGCAAAAAAGUUGAUAUUGCUAUUUCUUUCAGAAGAGCAAAAAAAAUUUCAAAGGAGCUAUAUGGACUAUUUGAUAGUAUUAAACUUGGAGGAAUACAUGCAUCAGAAGGAGAAAUAUAUCUUCUUCAAUAUGUAAGAUUCACAAACCAGAACUUUGGUAUUCUAUCUGAUAUCUGUUCAGCUAAGAUUUCUUCAAAACCUGAAGUUCAGCAUGCAGGCCAAAUGAUUGACUUUCUUUAUUGUAUUAAGGGCAUGGUAAAAGAAUUUAUUAAACAAAUUAAAAAAAUUGAAGAGGAAGUUAAAAGAAUUAGUGAGUUUUCAGAUAACAAAAUCGAGAAAUUUGAUAAUUUGGGCAAAUUUUUAAAAACAAUUUUUAAGAAAAUAACUA
Messenger RNA from Racocetra persica, 551 nucleotides. Lineage: Eukaryota; Fungi; Glomeromycota; Glomeromycetes; Diversisporales; Gigasporaceae. The record is from the annotation of a GenBank genome assembly.